ACCGAUCCUCCGCUUCCAUUUCUGCCAUGGCCGGCGCUAACGACGACGUUUGGCGCCAACGCUUCGACGACAUGAUGCGCCGGCUGGAGGAGCUCAGCGGCCUGAUCACCGACAUCGACCAGCAGCAACGUACCCAGACCUUGGCCAUCAACCGCUUGGAGAAUGGCGCCCGCGCUCCCUCUUCUCGCUUCGACGACCUGAGCGACGUCGGCGAUCGCAAUGGGGGCCGCUUUGCCCAUCACAACGUCGGCCGCGGCGACCGCUACGGUCGCGGCGGCGAUGGCUUUCAUGGGCAUGGACGUCCGGGCGGCCACCGCUUCGACGGCGAUGGCGAUCGUCCUCCACGCUACCACAAGUUGGACUUUCCCAAGUUCGACGGCCGCGGCGAUCCGCUCCCCUUCCUCAACCGCUGUGAACAAUUCUUCCGGGGCCAACGCACGCCGGAGGACAACAAAGUCUGGCUCGCCUCCUACCAUCUGCUCGACGGCGCGCAACAGUGGUACACUCGCCUUGAACGUGACCAUGAACCGCCUUCGUGGCAUCGCUUCUCGGAGUUGCUCAACAUGCGCUACGGUCCACCUCUGCACUCGACGCCUCUGGGCGAGCUGGCAGCCUGCCGGCGAACGACCACGGUGGAUGACUACGCCGAGCGUUUCCUUGACCUGCUCACGCGCACCGGCUACCUCUCCGAGGAUCAACAGGUACAACUGUUUACGGUUGGCUUGCAGGAACCGAUGAGUUUAGAUGUGCAGAUGCAGCAUCCGACGACGCUAGAAGAGGCCAUGAGUCUUGCUCGUUCGUUCGAACGCCGCGAACUCGCAGCCCGGCCACCCCGCCCGCCACGACACGCCGGCCGCGGCAUACUACCACUUCCUCCGGCGGCCAACCCCCAGGCGCCGGCUCCAGAGCCGGCCACCGCCGCCUAACCGGCAGGCACGCCACCGCGAUC
Molecule: messenger RNA, 949 nt
Organism: Oryza sativa Japonica Group (Japanese rice)
Lineage: Eukaryota; Viridiplantae; Streptophyta; Magnoliopsida; Poales; Poaceae
Source: RefSeq, a predicted model, not a curated record